AUGCUGCGACAGUCAUUGCACUUGAUCGUUGCCAUCAACGCCGUCUUGGCUGCGACAAGCUCUGAGGACAUCGAGGGCCCGUUGCGCCGACUUCGUGGCUUGCCGUCCGAGAGCAACGCGACUGAAGAAGCCGCCGACGCUGUCGCAGGCGACGAGACAGCGAUCGCCACAUCCGAGUCCCACGUUGGCGACUCGGCCACACCGGUGGAGGCAUCGAACAGCACCGCCACCGCCGUCAGCACCGACGAGGAGACUCCGGAGUCGCCAAAGGCAGAAACCCCCGACAUUGUGCAGAUUUACGUGCCGGAUCCAGCCGACAUCAUCGAAGACAGUGGCGACGACGGUGUGGGGGAGACGAUCAGCAAAAUCAACGAGACAUUGAAGCAGGAUCAGAGAGAGCAGGAAGAAGGUGGCACUUGCUGCUUCAGUGGAGAGAAUUCGAAAGACACCUGUGGCACCUGCUAUCCGAUGUCCAUCGCAUCUUACAAGAGCAAGUGCUCCAAAAAGAUCAACUGCCUCGGCGAGUGCAAGGGGACCUGGUGUGAAUCCAAAUGCGUUAUGGGUGCCGCUGAUCCAAGCAACAUGUGCGGCACAGCAUUCCCCAAAGGCAUUGCCGUCAGUGACAGCUACUGCGCUACGUCCAAAGACGCCUGCAGCAGUUGCAAGGGAGAAUGGUGCCGAGCAGGCUAUGCAUCCAAUUUCAAAGUUGAAGAGGACAGUUAUGGUCGUGAGGAGAACGUGUACGUGGCACCGGACGACACCAACGGCUUUUGCUGUUAUCGUGGAGAGAGUGGUGCAGAUGGCAUGUGCGGCGACUGCGCAGAUGUUGCACAGGAUUCCACAUGCUCCGAAAAGGCCCGCUGCGGAGGCUGUGGCGGGACGUGGUGCCCUGGGCCCAGAUGCGUCAAAGCCUUCAAGGACAAAGUAGAUCCUUGCGGAAGUGCCUUUCCCGUUUCGGGCAUUGCUGCACCAGAUGAUUACUGUGCCCUCAAUGAGAAACAGUGCACGAGCUGCAAGGGUGCCUGGUGCCCAAUCCCCAACAUCACGUACUCCGACGGCACCAAGUACGACCCGAACGAAGUGUGGCGUGCCCAUGGAGAUCAGCGAUUAACACCGGAGAAUGAGACAGAAACUGCCGAAGCCGAGGCGGAGGUUGAAAAUGACGACAGCAUCUCGGACCUCUUUCCGGGCGGGCUUGCUGACCACAGCUUGCCGUGA
Messenger RNA from Symbiodinium sp. CCMP2592, 1218 nucleotides. The record is from the annotation of a GenBank genome assembly. NCBI's taxonomy places the organism in Eukaryota, Dinophyceae, Suessiales, Symbiodiniaceae.